This is a messenger RNA of Lutzomyia longipalpis, 1397 nucleotides long. Its product is annotated as zinc finger protein 501-like. Gene Ontology annotation, molecular function: RNA polymerase II cis-regulatory region sequence-specific DNA binding; DNA-binding transcription activator activity, RNA polymerase II-specific. Bases 114 to 1112 code for a protein of 332 amino acids. Gene Ontology annotation, cellular component: nucleus. NCBI's taxonomy places the organism in Eukaryota, Metazoa, Arthropoda, Insecta, Diptera, Psychodidae. Gene Ontology annotation, biological process: regulation of transcription by RNA polymerase II. The record is from RefSeq and is a predicted model, not a curated record. The transcript is spliced from 3 exons.
UUCACUAAUGCAUGUUUCAAGCUUUGGGGUAUUGAUUUUGAUUUUCUUUUGAUUUUCUGAAAAGUCAUGUGAAUUUCCUACGCAUUUCCUCGUGUCCAGGCAGUUUCCUCGCGAUGGACUACACAAAGAUGAGCAUGGACAUGGAGUCUGUGUUUAAUCUCAACAUCCUGGACCACCAAACGUACUACACACAGUUCCCCAUGGGCGUCGUGCCGCAGCUUCCGCCGGAGACUCAGCGUAUUGACUCCACGCCGCUCGUCAUUCCCAAAGUUGAAGUGUACGAACAGCAACCGUCUGGAGAGGCUGCCCAACAGGGGACGCACCAGGCAAAUAACACGCCCGCUAUGCUACAGGGUGCACAGGGCAGCCCACCGCCAGGUACAUCACAGUGCCCACAUUGUUUCAAGACAUUCAAAUCCGCCAAGGCAUUCAAGAGCCACCUCAGGACGCACAGCGACGUCAGUCGGACGGUCCCACCCGGACAGGUUCACGGAAUGGAACCCAAACAGUGGUGUGUCUGCAACUACUGCAACAAAGUCUUCUAUGACCCAAACCUCCUGAAGCAGCACAUUGCAACGCACACGAAGGAGCAACAGCACAAAUGUCAGUUCUGCUACAAAUCCUUCCCGGAGAAGGGUAACCUCACGCAGCACCUGAAGGAGCAUCAGGAGCUCAAGGACUACAAAUGUCUCAACUGCAACAAAACCUUCGCGUCGCUCAACUACCUGAAGCUCCAUUUUAAGAUGCACGCGGACGAGAAGCCGUACAAGUGCAACUACUGCGACAAGCGCUUCACCUUCUCCAGCAAUCUCACGGUUCACACGCGCAUCCAUACGGGCCAUAAACCCUACAGGUGUGUGGAGUGCAACAAAUGCUUCACGCAAAUUAACUCCCUCAAGCAACACCACAAGGUGCACAAGGAUGAGAAGAAUGAAAAGUGCACCUUCUGCCCCAAGACCUUUCGUUACGCUGGGAAUCUCAUUACGCACAUCCGGACGCACACGGGUGAGAAGCCCUACCGAUGUGAGUUCUGCGGCAAGAACUUCUCCCAGCUUGGUAGCCUCAAAGGACAUCUGAAGCAGGAGAAAGCCCGUCUGGGGAUUCAAGAGUGAAUAUCUCUCCCAGAUCUCCUCCAUUGAUUCCCUUCCCCUCCUCCCCAUCGUGCCACAUGCGUGUGGCUCUUCCCUGCUCCCAAAAAAAAAAGAAAAAGGAAAAAACUCAAUCCAUAUAAAUGUAAAAUCACUUUGUAAAACAACCAACUUACAUUAGACUUACAAUGUAAUUUAUAAUGAUAAGUUUUGUCGUAAUAAUUUUACCACUAAAACAUUGAGAAGUUAGGUCUUAUUACAACAAGUCUCUAAAAAAACAAACUGACUAAUAAAUUUUAAGUGCCACAA